UUUUGCAAAGGGCGCCAAAUUCGAUUGCGAAUUAAGUUAAUUUGGUGGACAUUUUCAGCAUCGAAUUAUAACUGAAAUAAGCUAAAAUGAGCAACAGUAAUGCAUCUAAACGAAACUACAACCAACAUUCUAACUCGGACACUGAAAACGACACGGAACGGAUUAACGUGCUUCAGCCUAGGAAGAAAGUUUGCGGCGCAGCCGAGUUCAACACCCUGGAUAAGUUGAGCGACAAACCAAUGUUCAACGAGAGCGAGUUAGAUGGCCUUUUCGACGAUGACGACGACGACACUUUUGGGCUCGACUUGCAGGCCCUCGAGGACGCCGAAAGGUUCACGCUCGACCUUUCCGAAUGGCGUCGAUGCCGGAUCGAGUCCGUCCGGCCGCAUGAGAACCGGACAGUUACACUAAUCGUCAGCGAUAAAGCUACCGGUGCCACCAAGGCCAAGUGUGUCCUCGAACCGCCCUGGACGGGGCUGCAGCUUGUGGAGGGCGCCACCGUGUCGAUCAUGGCAGGGUUCGACCGUUGUGCCCAGAUUUAUCGGGUCAGUAACCAGGACGGCAUGAUCGUAACCGACCCGGACUAUCUCGUGUCGGGAACUUCUGUUGUUGGGGCGUUGUACUGCCAACGGCGAGGCGUCCUGCAAGAACGCUUUCGGGGCGUGGACAAGGACAGCAAAUUGAUGAUGAUCGGAACGAUCGUGCACGAACUGCUGCAGCGUACGCUGCGGAACAAGCUUACCGACAUGUCAGACAUCGUUUCUCUGGGAAACACCUACCUUGCAUCGAACGCAAUGGCCCACAUGCUGUACGGAUGCAGCAUGACCAAAGCGGACGCGAUCAAGGAGAUCGAACCGUUCUACGCCAAAAUUCACAACUUUGUAACGAAACACUUUGCGUCGCAACUUCCGAAGAAACCGUUCUUUCCACCUAGCGGCGAUUCGCAGGUUCAAAUCCACGCCGUUCGCGACAUCGAGGAGAACAUUUGGUGCCACCAGCUCGGCCUAAAAGGCAAGAUCGACGUUACAGUUGAUGCGCGAUGCAACUCCAACCAACCACUGCAAGUGAUGCCACUCGAGUUGAAGACGGGUCGCGCUAGUUUCUCCGCCGAGCACAAGGGCCAGCUCGUGCUGUACGAGAUGAUGAUGAACCUGGUCGGCCACAGGGUGGAGAACGGAAUUCUGCUCUACCUCCGCGAAGGCAAGUGCGCACCCGUUUCGGGCAAUCGCAACAUAAAACGCGACCUCAUCAUGCUUCGCAACGAAGUCGCAAACUUUCUCUCCAAAAGCCUCCCGAACGCGGACAGUGCCGACUUUGACCUCGCCAAAGACACGCUCCAGCUGCCGGAACCGCUGAACAAUGCCCACGUUUGCUCGCGCUGUCCGUACGCGGUUAUUUGUACGGCGCAUCUGCAGCGCGAAGGUCGCGAUCUCCCGGCGGAUCACUCGAUCAAGCUGAUUGCGGACGAAUCGCUUAGUCAUCUGUCCGACCGGCACAUUGACUACUUUAUCCGGUGGGCCGGCUUGACCUACCUCGAGGAUCAGGAGACGAGGAAAAGUUUCAAGCUGAAGCACAUCUGGACGAAGAGCGUUGAGGAGCGGCACAAGAUGGGACGAGCGUUCGGGAACUUACGGCUGAGCGGACGGGUUAUCUGCGCUACCAGCGAAUACUACCAUAACUUCUCCGUAGAUUCGUUGCUGCCGGACGGCACGCAGAGUCAAAAUGCACACGAACGCCUGACCUCCUUCUUCGAAUCCAACCAGUACCUCAUCUGCAGCACCUCGAAGCGCGUGGCCGUCGCCGCAGGCCGGGUCAUCACCGUAGGAAAGCGUGACAUCACCAUGUCCUUCGAGCGAGACCUCAGCCGCCACUACGCGGACGAACAGUUCACGCUGGACAGCUACGAGUCGAACAGCAGCACCACGUUCAAUUUGACGAAUCUGGGUGUGCUGCUGGAAAAUACGGAACGUUCCGCCGCGUUGCGUCGAAUCAUCGUGGACCGGGAGAAGCCUCGCUUUUCCAAGACGAUUUCGCCGGAUAUCGUGACGGCGGCGAAGGAAAUUCUCGGGGGUUUAAACAAGCACCAGCGGGUGGCCAUUUUGUCGGCGGUUGGGACGGAUAGUUAUUGCUUGUUCAAGGGAUUGCCGGGAACGGGUAAGACUCAGACGGUGAUUGCGCUGAUCCGGUUGCUGGUGGCGAUGGGCAAGUCGGUGUUGAUAACCAGCAACACGCACUCGGCGGUGGAUAACGUGCUGAGACGGUUGCAACCGCAUGGGAUCAAGUUUCUGAGGUUGGGGGCGAGCUCGCGCGUUGAUGCAGCGCUGGCGGAGUUUACCGAUGGAAGUGUGACGGAGAAGUGCUCGACGCCGGAAGAGUUGGCGGCGGUGUAUGAUUCGUAUAAAAUCGUUGGAGUCACGUGCUUGGGAGCAGCUCACUCGAUGUUGGUUCAGCGAACCUUCGACUAUUGCAUCGUUGAUGAGGCCACCCAGGUGUUCCAGAGUGCUGUGAUAAGACCGUUGCUGUACGCGGACAAGUUCGUACUCAUCGGAGAUCCCGACCAGUUGCCGCCGGUCAUUCGUUCGCACAAAGCCAAAGACCUCGGCGCUGACGAGAGUCUCUUCUUCCGGUUGGACGCGCCAGAAUCAUGCUGCGAACUUCCAACCCAAUAUCGCAUGAACAAAACCAUCACCGCACUGGCGAACGACCUCUCUUACCGCGGUAAGCUCACGUGCGCAACGGAAGCCGUGGCGUCGGCCACCAUCAAGUACGCGACGGCACCCGCCAUGCAGAAGAAGCACAAGUCGGAAAAGUGGCUGCUGCGGGUGAUCGCAUCCCAGCAGGAAAUGUCCGUCGUGGUGAUCAACACGCUCAACACGUACAAAACCAACCUGGACCAUAUCGUCGAAAGCCAGCGGGAACUGGGCCAGAUGCUGCGGCAGGGUGCCGUAGAGGAGGUUCGGCGAACGGCCAUUUACGAAAACUUCUGCGAAGCGGCCGUCAUUCUGUACACCGUGAUGACGAUGUUUGAGGGCGGCGUGGACAGCAGCUCAAUCGGGAUAAUUGCCCCGUUCCGCGCUCAGGUAGAACUGCUCCGACGGCAGUUUCAACUGCUUAAAAAGUUCUACGAAUCGCAAAAGGACACCAAAGAUCAAGCUGUGGACGUGGAGAUCAACACGGUCGACCAGUUCCAGGGCCGAGACAAAGACGUAAUUUUCUACUCUUGCACGAAAUCCGUCGAUCCGGACCAGCCGGAGGACAAGAAAGCCAGCGAGUACGAAGUUUUGGAAGAUCACAAGCGCCUGACGGUCGCCAUGACUCGAGCCAAGCAGAAGCUCAUCAUCGUGGGCGAUACGAAAUCGCUGGAUAAGUACACCCCCUUCCGGAACCUGUUCAAGCUCAUCCAUCCAGCGACCAAAGUCACGCUGCAGGACCACGCGUUCGGCUUUGAAUGGAGCUGCGUUUUCAACGUACUCAACGCGCUGCAGGACUGUGCGGACCAGUAAAAGUGUUCAGAAAGCACAAACUCGCCAUUAUUACAUUUGUUAAAGACGAUCAAACGACCUUUAUUUUAUCCAAA
Messenger RNA from Culex pipiens pallens (northern house mosquito), 3577 nucleotides. RefSeq names its product DNA replication ATP-dependent helicase/nuclease DNA2 (gene Dna2). Gene Ontology annotation, cellular component: cytoplasm. Gene Ontology annotation, molecular function: 5'-flap endonuclease activity; single-stranded DNA helicase activity. The record is from RefSeq and is a predicted model, not a curated record. The coding region runs from base 87 to 3503 and encodes 1138 amino acids. The transcript is spliced from 6 exons. NCBI's taxonomy places the organism in Eukaryota, Metazoa, Arthropoda, Insecta, Diptera, Culicidae. Gene Ontology annotation, biological process: replication fork reversal.